AUGGCCACAACAACGCUCGCAAUCCCGGGCCAGCUCCUCGGCCCAGCCUCCAAGUACAAGCCCGGCCCCGGCGUGCACCUCUACGAAUCGAACCUGUACAGCUCCCUGCUCGGCGCUGUCGAAAUCUCCCAGCCCACCUCCCAGCCCUCCUCCUCUUCAAAUCAGGGGCCGUCAAAACGCAUCACCAGAAUCACCCAAAACCUGCCUUCGCGGGCGGGAGGAGGAGCUGCGGCGCCAUCGGCGCUUCCCACAAUAUCGGUGUCGCGCGGCGCCGGCGGGUCAGUGGCGGGAGGGGCCAAGAAACAGCAGCGCGAGGUCCUCCCGCAGGUGGGAAACACGGUGCUGUGCCGCGUGACGCGCAUCACGCCGCGUCAGGCCGUCGUCGCCAUCCUGGUGUGCGGCGACACGGUCCUCGGCGCAGAGUGGCAGGGCGUCAUCCGCGUGCAGGACGUGCGCGCCACCGAGAAGGACCGCGUCAAGGUCUACGAGAGCUUUAGGCCCGGUGAUAUCGUGCGCGCGUCGGUGAUAUCCCUUGGUGACCAGGCAAAUUACUACCUGUCCACUGCGAGCAAUGAGCUCGGCGUUAUCAUGGCUGUCAGCGAGGCCGGCAAUGCCAUGUACCCAGUCACGUGGAAGGAGUACAAGGACCCCGAGACCGGGCUGAGCGAGAGCCGCAAGGUCGCGAAGCCGUUCUAA
Messenger RNA from Diaporthe citri, 696 nucleotides. RefSeq lists its product as uncharacterized. Bases 1 to 696 code for a protein of 231 amino acids. Gene Ontology annotation, molecular function: RNA binding. Gene Ontology annotation, biological process: RNA processing. The transcript has 2 exons. Gene Ontology annotation, cellular component: nuclear exosome (RNase complex); cytoplasm. The record is from RefSeq and is a predicted model, not a curated record. NCBI's taxonomy places the organism in Eukaryota, Fungi, Ascomycota, Sordariomycetes, Diaporthales, Diaporthaceae.